This is a messenger RNA of Larimichthys crocea (large yellow croaker), 4312 nucleotides long. It is a transcript of the gene slc33a1, whose product is annotated as solute carrier family 33 member 1. NCBI's taxonomy places the organism in Eukaryota, Metazoa, Chordata, Actinopteri, Sciaenidae. The coding region runs from base 383 to 2029 and encodes 548 amino acids. The record is from RefSeq and is a predicted model, not a curated record. Gene Ontology annotation, biological process: acetyl-CoA transmembrane transport. The transcript is spliced from 10 exons. Gene Ontology annotation, cellular component: membrane. Gene Ontology annotation, molecular function: acetyl-CoA transmembrane transporter activity.
CGCCGGACACAUUUGGACGCCGCACGCGCCGUGUUUCCUGGUCUUGUGUUGAUGUUCAUCGAUGUAAUUUCUUUCAACGGUAGUUUUAAUCUUGACGUGUCUUUAUUGACCCCGAUUCACACGCUGCCGAUCUGUAAUUGGACAGACGUAGAAUACAUGUGAUCCUCCGAUUGAUUGUCUCUGUAAUCCCGCUGUUUGUGAUCUGUUGUUUUCUUUGGCAUGCUGUCAUCGUUGCCAGGCUAUCGUGACAGCUGGUGACUGAAGUUAAUACAGUUAUUCAUUGAUUUAUCUGAUCCAUGAUUAGACUUUAUUGAUUUCUGAGACUCGUGGCGACUAAGCAAUUUGCUGAGGGCACAGCAGUUUUGAUGCCCAUUGCUCCACCAUGGAGCACUCAGAUUUGAUCACGCACAAGAACGGGCGGCAGAGGAGGCUGGUGGGGACCACUGUCACAAACGAAAACGCGAGGGACAUGGGAGAGCACACCUCUGACCCAGAAGUGGAAGAGGAAGAAGAGGGUCUCAUCAGAGGGUCGGACACUGAGGACCGGAGGCACAGAGUCCGGCCUGGGAUCCGUGGAGAGUUGGGGAAUGUGUUGCUUCUUCUGUUCCUCUAUGUUCUGCAAGGGAUUCCUCUGGGACUUGCUGGAAGCAUUCCUCUAAUCUUACAAAGUAAGAGUGUCAGCUACAAAGACCAAGCCUUCUUCAGCUUUGUCUUCUGGCCGUUUAGUCUCAAGCUUCUUUGGGCACCACUGGUAGAUGCUCUCUACUUCAGCAGGUUUGGUAGAAGAAAGUCAUGGUUGGUGCCCACACAGUACCUGCUGGGCCUCUUCAUGCUGUACCUUUCUAUGACGGUCAAUUCACUGCUGCAGAGCGAGGGAGGACCGAAAGUUGUAACACUAACUGCCGUCUUCUUUAUGCUUGCCUUCUUGGCAGCCACACAGGACAUAGCCGUGGAUGGUUGGGCCCUGACUAUGUUAUCCCGAGAGAAUGUGGGCUAUGCUUCUACGUGCAACUCUGUGGGCCAGACUGCUGGUUACUUCCUGGGGAAUGUGCUCUUUCUGGCUCUGGAGUCUGCAGACUUCUGCAACAAGUACCUCAGAAUAGAGCCCAAAGACACAGGCAUAGUCACCUUGUCAGACUUCUUAUUCUUUUGGGGAAUGGUGUUCUUGGUUUCCACGACGUUGGUAGCCAUCAUAAAAAGCGAAAAUGAGCACGGCAAAGGAAAGAGGAGAGUCCAUGAGGAGACGCAGGGCGUCAUGGAAACCUAUAAGCUGCUGUUUUCCAUCAUCAAGAUGCCCACAGUCUUCACCUUUUGUGUCCUGCUUCUCACUGCUAAAGUAGGCUUCUCUGCAGCGGAUGCAGUGACAGGUCUGAAACUGGUGGAGGCUGGAGUCCCCAAGGAGCAGCUGGCAUUGCUGGCAGUGCCAAUGGUGCCUCUGCAGAUCUUACUACCUGUGAUCAUCAGUAAAUACACAGCAGGGCCCAGACCUCUGGAUGUCUUCUACAAGGCCUUCCCUUUUAGGUUGCUCAUCGGCCUGGAGUACGCUCUGCUGGUGUGGUGGACCCCCAGUGUGAGACAAGAAGAAGGGUUUCCUGUUUACUACUAUGCCAUAGUGCUGCUAAGCUACGCACUGCAUCAGGUGGCGUUGUACAGCAUGUACGUGGCCUGCAUGGCCUUCCAUGCCAAAGUGAGCGACCCCCUCAUCGGCGGCACCUACAUGACCCUGCUGAACACAGUCACUAACCUCGGUGGAAACUGGCCAUCCACGGUGGCCCUGUGGAUGGUGGAUCCGCUCACCUCUAAGGAGUGUCAGGGGGCAGUCGGGCAGAGCUGUGGCUCUCCAGAGGAGGCAGGGCUGUGCGUUAAGGAGGGCGGGGCUUGUGUGACAACACUGGACGGUUACUACGUGGAGUCUGUGGUGUGUGUUGUAAUUGGUUUAGCUUGGUGGGUGUGGUUGGGGAAGAAAAUGAGGCGGCUGCAGGAAGAGAGCCCUUCUGCAUGGAGAGCAUCAUGCAGAGCUAAUCAGUGAUGAUUCUCAUCAUCAGUACCACAGACUUCUUUCUUUUCCCGGCACCUCUGCAUACUCUGCUCCAACUGAGACUGAACUAUGGACAUGUUGUACCUCCACCCUCAUCCGUUCGGUUUAGUCCUGCUCUAGCUGCUACGUUCAGAAAACAUUCAUUCUCACACUUUGUCACCUCUGUCACCUUGAAGUACAUAAAUCCGAAGGUAAAAAAUCUUCUCAUUGUUUGUCGUGCUAACUGUAACAACCGGCCAGACUUCCUAAGUUUUUGUAGAAAAAUCUAAAUUGUUUUUUUUUUACUUUGUUUUUAGUUCUGAAACCAUAUUCUGCUGCUUGAAUCAGCCAAACCAAACCAUAGCUUGGUCAAAGAGUAUGUUCAGUGGUUUGUUUUAACCUGCUUGGAUGUUCAGAUUGUUGAGUUUCAGGAUAAGCUGCUCAUUUUUUGUCGUACUUCAGCAAAUAACUUUGAGCUUUAGUAAACUCUUGCGACUUGUUGACCUUCCUUUGGGCCAGUCACCAUUUAAUGUCUAUUAAAAGGAUACUUAAGGGAAAAGAGAGGCAAAGCACACAAAUGCACUCCUCCAAACUGACUGUAUGCACUUGUGUGGACGACUUUCUACUUUCCUAUUGCUGUUUAACUCAACUUCUGUUAAUCCAAGUGAGUUAAACUCAGCAAGAUCUUUCAUUGCUGUUUGACUAAGAUCUGAACCAAUGUUCUUUUUUUUUAAAUGAUUUGUUUUUCUUAGUAAUUUGUGCCUUGUUUAUUUUUAAUUUUUUCAAAGUCUGUAAAACAAUUCAAAGCCAACCUUGUAUGAGCUGUAGUUAAAUAAUGAAGGUGGGAAACAUUACAGUAACUUGAAGAUGAAGUUAAAUUGAUGAACGCUCAUUGUGUGACACUGUUUUCGGGAACAUACUGUCGUUUGGGUAAGUUAAACAAAACAUGACUUGCUUUGCUUUUCACUCGGUUUACAUUCCCGAUGAAGAUUUUAAUUUGCACAGUCGUUUAUGCAUAUAUACAGUAUAUCCAUAUAUAACCAAUAUCAUCAAUCAUUAACUGAACUGAGAUGUCUAAAAUAUUAAAUGCUUUUCUGUUGGAGCAAGCUUUAAUUUCCCCAAACUUUCCUCAAAUCUGAUCAUUACAGGACCAAUUCAGAUUUUUAAUAGCAAUAUUAGACAGUGCAGCUUUCCUCUUGGUUAUCAACAGGGCCUUGCUGAUACAUGAGUUUUGCUAUUUUUAAGUUGCAAGAAGAAACUAUUGUCUUUUCUUUUAUAUUUUCAACCAGGCCCUUAUAUAUGUCGCAGCAUUUUCCAGUUUUAUAGAUGCAUUAUUAUUGAGACACAUUGUAUGUGAAAGGCCAUUAUACUGUAUACUGACUAUCAAUGCAAGAGGUUAUUACAGGAGUCCUAAUUUAGACAGGUUUUGCAGUGUACAUCCCAUCUAAGUGGGACAUUAACACCAGCCUGAAAACAUGCAUUGAUUAUUCCCCCGAAAACAAUUCAGAUCCCAGACCAGCAGCCUCGGUGAGAAACUUGACAAGCAAAUGUCCUGCUUAUGUUUUACAUAUUGUACGUGGAACUGAAUGUUACAGUAUUUUCUCUAAAGCCAGCACUGAAAAUCCAACUACUCUGUCAAAUGUAAAUGUUUGAAGCACACGAUCAGGGUUUAUGUAGGGAUGGGACAAGAUGAGUCAUUUCAGCGUUGCUUGUGAUUUUAAAAGUCAGUUUUGGAUUACUAUAUUGAUUCCUCUGAACUUACACACACUUAUACACUCUGUCAGUUUCGUUAACUUCAUACAUUGCUGUGAUGGUCAUUUUUUCACGAGAGCCUAUUUACCAUUAACAAGGUUACGUUUGUUGUUUUGAUUUUCUUUGACAUUAUUAGAUAGACUGUGUUCAUUUCAGCAGCUUGUGAAUUCAUUUUUCAUAUUUUUGGUUUUAAAUCUGUUACUGUCGUCUGCUAAACUGGCUUUCAGGUGAUGGUGAACUUCUGUUAUUUCAGCAUCUCACAAUGUUACCUCAUCACCCUUUAAUUGAAACCAUUUUUUAAUUUUGAAAAAAAAAGUGAUUUUUUUUUUAAUUUACUGCACAACUUUUGUUUAAAAUGAGUCCAAAUCCCCAAUCAUACAAAAGAGAAGAAUGACACAGGGUAAUGGUACAGUGAGACAUGAAUAUGCUCGCAGCAGUGCUCUGUAAUGUUCUGAUGAGGGUGAACAUCAUGAUCUUUGACAUUCAUAAGAUGUUGAUGAGAUUUAAAACAAAUCUUAUAUAUAAAUAAAAAAAUGCACACCC